Trametes versicolor FP-101664 SS1 is the source of this 12142-nucleotide messenger RNA. Its product is annotated as atypical/PIKK/TRRAP protein kinase. Gene Ontology annotation, cellular component: NuA4 histone acetyltransferase complex; SAGA complex; nucleus. Gene Ontology annotation, molecular function: transcription coregulator activity; protein binding. The transcript has 28 exons. Bases 1 to 10623 code for a protein of 3540 amino acids. Gene Ontology annotation, biological process: regulation of DNA-templated transcription; DNA repair. Lineage: Eukaryota; Fungi; Basidiomycota; Agaricomycetes; Polyporales; Polyporaceae. The record is from RefSeq and is a predicted model, not a curated record.
AUGGAUAAUACACCGCCUCUGCACACAGCAGCGGACCUGGAGUUACGUGCGGCGCGCGUCGCAGACCCCAGCAUAGAUCUCAAAACAAAGUAUGCAGUCGCAUGCGAGCUGCGCGAGAUGAUAGACACCGUCCGCGAGGCUGAAGUCCGCGUGCUCCCCCAUAUGAUCCCUGUCCUCCUCGAAAUCCUGCGGUCUGGCGAGCCCUCCUUUCAGAAGGACAGUCUCGAGUUCCAGUUCCGUCGCAGCCUCCUCGAAAUUCUCCACCGCAUCCCCUCCCUCGAACCUGUUCGUCCCCAGAUUCUCCCGCUCUUCCAUGGCAUGCUCUACCUGCUCCGCCAUGACAAUGAAGAAAUCGGCGUGACUUGCUGCAAGACAUUCGCUGACCUCACUCGCGGAAUGCGCACACUCAACGAGGAGGUGUUCGCCGAGUACAUGUCCAUACUUCUCACUCUCCACGACAAUCUUAAACAGUUGACGGUCGAGGCGCUUUCCGAGGAGUCCCCCGAACUGGAUCCCAACACGUCUCUUCCUGCCAUCCGAAGCUUCAAGGUUGCGACGGAGAUGGACUUCCUGCUUGUCCCCUUCUUGCAAUUCAACCGAAGUCUUGUCGUGACCCACUUGCCCACCAUCAUUCCACGCCUCCUCGAGUUCCUCGAGGUUCAGUCUCCUGCCCAGCUGAAGGCCCGAGAGGACUCUGAGGCAAUGGGCGAGAUCUGGGCUGGAAUGGCUCCGACCAUCAAGAAUGCUCAGAUAUAUACGGACUACAUUGUCGCCCAGUUGAAGUGCACCUCGUCUCUGGUGUUCAUCGUGAGAGGCCUGCCCGAGCAGUACGAUGCGGAGGGGGAGAAGCUAGUGCUCACGAUGCUAAGGCUCUUCCAAGACUGCCCAGCGCUGGCUAUCACCGCUCGCAAGGACUUGUCUACACUGAUGAGACACCUGGGAGGGACGUCUCAUCGACGCGCAUUAUUGCCCCACAUUGACAAGCUGCUUGACGAACGUGUACUGCUCGGCAACUCGGUGGGAGGCCGAGAGAUGUUGCGCAUCACGCUCUUUACUGCCGUCGGGGACCUCCUGCACCACUUGAGGGCUGAGCUCACUGCUGCGAACCUCACUCGCAUCUUCACCGUCUUUGUUCAGCACCUGCACAACCCUUUCCUGUCCACCCACAUGCAUGUCAUGUCUGCGAAGGUCAUUCUCAACCUCAUCGAGAUUGAGGUCCAGAAGGACAUUCACCAGAACGCCGCCCGCAUCUUGACCAUGCUCUUGGAAGCGUGCGUCGACAAAGUGGAUUCCCUUGUGUCCGUGCAAGCCGAGAGGAUCAGUAAGGCGGCGAAGGACAAAGACGCGGCCUCGGAGUUCGUUGACUUUGCCGCCAUUGAGAAGUCGAGACCACUCGUAAACCCCUGCUAUGCUACAGAGAAGCCGGAGGAUCAUGUCGGAGAGUACCGCAAUCUCGUUCGCACCAUCCUCCACGUUUUCCGCGGGCUCAUUGUGGGGUUGAAGAAGUCCGAUGCACCAGUCCCGGACGGUGCUCUCAUCGCCCGCAUGUUCGACAGCUGCGUUCGAGCGAUGGCGUUCUUCGACACGGACGCACGAGAUGCGCACGACGCUAUGGACUGGCUCGCUGGGGGGUUGGCGGAGCUGAACCUGCAUAUAUUCCAGGAGGUUUGGACACGCAAGAUUGGUUUCUAUCUCGCGGCAGCUGAGAAGCGGCCACUCUUGAUGCAUCUUGCAAGCGUUCUCUUCGGCAAGGAAGCCACCUCUCCUACUCUAGUCGCUAUUGUUCUCCGCCAUCUUGUGGACAGGCUCCCUGAGCUUGGAGACUACGACGACCAGUCCGCUGCCGUGCUGAUACGCGUCUUCAAGAUGGCGUUCUCGGCGGUGACGACCUUUCCUCAGCUCAACGAGUCUAUCCUCGCGUCGCACUUGGGCAAGCUGAUCAUGGAUUGCUUCCCUCUGGCAGCGAAGACUACAAGACCGAUCAAUUACUUCCAUCUCCUCCGCGCUCUCUUCCGCUCCAUCGGCGGCGGGGGCGGUCGGUUUGAGCUGCUCUACAAGGAGGUUCUGCCCCUCCUACCCGACAUGCUAGAAGGUCUCAACCGCCAACUCCAAAGUGCCGAGAAAGGCAGGCGUGACAUGAUCGUCGAGCUCUUCCUCACUGUUCCCCUCCGCUUGACCCACCUCAUUCCAUACCUCUCCUACCUCAUGAAGCCUCUGGCGUUGGCACUGCGAGGCACCCCGGACCUGGUCACCCAGGGCCUGCGCACGCUCGAGCUCUGCAUCGACAACCUGACCCCGGACUUCCUCGACCCGACGCUGAACGCCGUUCUGCGCGAGUUGAUGGAGGCUCUCCACGACCUUCUGAAGCCGACGCCAGCGAACCAUCAUCACGCGCAUACAACCAUUCGCAUCCUCGGCAAGCUCGGCGGUCGUAACCGCAAGCUCUUGGAAAAGGAGCCGCUGCUGAGCUACCGUACGCAGGUGGAGCCAGUCACCGCCCGCUUCUCCUUUGGGCCGCAGUUGGGGAACAUCGAGCUCACCCCGAUGUCGAUCUUGUCGGCAAACAUCUUCUCUUCCACGUCGAAGUACGGGCCACAGUAUCGCCCGCUCGCGUACAGCUAUCUCGAACAGUGCUUGAGCUUGGUGUUGCACGAGGGAGUCAAGGGCCGCGAGCGCGAAGAACUCUUCAUUCGGUCUCUGGAGAACCUCUUCGACGCGCUUCAUGUGCAGGACGUCCAGGAGAAGGCGGAGAAGGCGCUGACCGACCUGUCGCGCUUCUUGUUUGCAUCCGAGGUUCGACGCAACGCGGUCAGGGACGCGAUCACUCGACGCUACCCCAGCCCGAUCUUCCACUGCUACCUGAACGCACUGCAGCAUGGGCUGGCUCGCGACAAGCCCGAGGAGGCCAAGAAGUCACUCGACCUGGUCGAGGCUUCCAUCCGGGAGCUCGUCGCAAUGGCGGCUGGUUCCGAGGUGUCCGUGAACGACGUGGUGGCGACGCUACACCAGAUCGCCAGUCGGUUCCUCUCGUUGUGCCUCGAGGAAGCGUGGAUAUGCCGGAGCGCGGGAUGCGGUGGUAUCCGAGUCAUGACGAACAUCUCUGACUUGGGCGUGCGGUGGGUGAACGAGCGCGAGGUCGAUCUUGUGCGCAUGCUCCUUCACGUACUCAAGGACAUGCCCCACGAUCUUCCGCACGACGCCGACACCGUCGUCGACGUCCUUCAUCGAGUCCUCCGCGUCGGAAACGACAACACGCUCACGAGCGACGGCGAGCAGCUUCGGGAGAACAAGAUUUUGCACGUCGUCGGGCUCUUCUUUGCGGAACUCUCGAGCCCGAAUCCCAUCGUGCGCAAAGCCGCGCAGGAGUGCAUCGCCCUACUUGCAGAGCUCAGCGACAAGUCGAUCUACGACCUCCUCAUGCCUCACCGCGACCGUAUGCUCGCGUCUAUCUACACGAAGCCGCUUCGAGCGCUCCCUUUCCCCCUGCAAAUUGGCAUGAUUGAGGGCAUCCGGUACUGCGUCAGCCUGAAUCCUCCUCUCCCUGAGGCGAACGACGAGCUGUUCCGCCUUCUGCAUGAGACGCUCGCGUUGGCCGAUGCCGACGACAUGGCUCUCGUUGGGCGGACGAACGGACGGCAGAGCAGCUUGGACAUCAUCAAGCUCCGGGUGGCUUGCAUCAAGCUUUUGACUGCGUCUAUGCCCAUGACAGACUUCUUCGCAAGGCAGCAGGCGACGCGACAAAAGGUCACGACCGUCUACUUCAAGUCUCUGUACUCGCCUACUCCCGAGAUCAAGGAGGUGGCGCAUGAGGGCCUCCGGAUGGUGCUGACCCACCAGUCCAGGCUUCCGAAGGAGCUGUUGCAAACGGGGCUUCGUCCUAUCCUCAUGAACCUCGCUGACCCGAAGCGGCUGUCUAUCCCGGGACUGGAGGGUCUGGCGCGCCUCCUGGAGCUGCUCACCAACUACUUCAAGGUCGAGAUUGGCCACAAGCUACUGGACCACUUCCGCAUCGUCGCCGACCCCCAGAUGUUGCAGCAGUCGUCCCGAUUGCCCCUCAUGGAGAACGACGGGAUCAAGAAGCUCGUGUGCCUGGCAAACAUCUUCCAUCUGCUCCCCUCCGCUGCGAACAUCUUCCUUGAGAACCUCGUCAAUGCGAUCGUACAGACAGAGUCCGCCCUCCACUUCUCCGGUGAAAGCCCCUUCUCUGCGCCCCUGGCGAAGUACCUAGACCGUUAUCCCUCCGACGCCAUAGAUUACUUCAUGAAGCACCUAGCCUUCCCGAUGCAAAUUCGUACACUCAGGAGCAUCCUACGCGCGAAGCUUGCGCCAAAUCUACUCCGCGAGCUCAACGCGAGGACUAGUCUUCUCGUCAUGGCGUGUCUGGAAGGAAGAGACGCGAACCUCGUCAUGCCAGGUCUUCUGCUCUGUGCCGACCUUUCCGAGCUAGUGCCUGGUUGGGUCCUUGACAACAAGCACGCCGUCGACGCCGUCAUCGCUCUCUGGAGGAGCGAGCCUCUGGUGGAAUCCCCGAACGCCCCAUCUGCGGAGCUGCUGCAGAAGUACACUCUAAUGCUUUCGAUCUUCAAGCAGGCUCUCGAGCAGUCGCCGCGCAUCGACAUCCUCUUCGACCUCGUGAAUGUGUUCAUCCGGCGCCACCCGCUCGACGUCGUCAGCGUGAUCCAGUUCCUCUACCGCCAUGUCGCUCUGAGCACAAACCUGGCUUUCCGGAGGAACAUCCUCCUACGAUUCCUCAUCUGGUUCGACGACCCUUCCUAUACCUGGGCGCAGAAGGCGUUGUUCCUUCAGUAUAUCAUCACGCCGAUGUUGCUGAUGCACGCCACACAUUCCCCCACGAAGGCGGGCCUCGUGGACGCCGACAUCAUUCAGCGUAUGCAGAACCGCAUAUGGCAGCCUUUGGGGGCCUCGGAGAGUACCGCCUUGACCGCCUUCCCUGGUGCCGACGACUUGGUCAAGAUCGAAUUCCUGCGACUCACUACGAUCAUGGUCCAACACUACUCGGAGUUUUUGCAGGAGGCGAAGAGGGACAUCAUCAAGUGCACCUGGCUCUUCAUCAUCAGCGAGGAUCCCCUCGUGAAGCAUAGUGCGUACGUUCUCGCUGCGCGCUUCUUCGACGUCUUCGACGGCCCUCCGAAGUUCCUCUUGCGGCUCUGGACUGGUCUUCUCAAAGGUCCGCAUUCCGAAGGGAGGCAUCUGGUCAGGCAGGCUCUCGACGUCCUGGCGCCCACCCUCCUGCGUUCGCAGUCGUCCGAGCCCGGCUACCCUCAGUGGGCGAAGACCACAAGGCGGCUCCUGGCUGAGGAUGGCGUCAACUCCACCCAGACGAACCUCGUGUACCACCUCAUCGGCGCGCAGCCGGCUCUCUUCUUCCCCGUCCGCGCGCUGUUCGUUCCCCACAUCGUCAACCACCUCAUGAAGCUCGGCCUAUCUCCGGGCUCAAACAUCGAGUCUAGGUUGCUGUCCAUCGAAUUGGUGCAAGUGAUCUUCGACUGGGAAACGAAGGCCUCAGCCUCAGCCUCGAGCAUGGACGUCGACAACGCUCCCUCUUCGACCCCCUCGGAAGAAUGGGUCACUCCGCUCGGCUUCCGCGAGAACAUGGUCAGCUACCUGAUCAAGCUCUCCACUACCGCCCUCGAUGUGCAGUCCAGGUCGAUGGUUAUCCCGCGAGCGUUGGCGCUGCUGCGCAACCUCAUCGGGCAGGAGGGAUGGGGAGAUGUCACCAUCAAGCUGAACUUCUUCUCUCGCGCUCUUGAGCAGAACGACUUCACCGAAGACGCCGCGAAGCUGUCAGCGACGAGUACAGCGAAGGUGUUGCAACUUGUCUCUGCAGAAAGGGACGACGCGUGGUUCCGGAACAAUGUCGCCGCGCUCACCAAACUCGUCCGGAAGGGGAUGUUUUCCGAGGACCCUGUCUUGCAAGACGCGCUGUAUCCCGUGGUCGAUCGGAUUCUUCGACUAUUCCCCCUCCCCAAAGAAGAAGACCUCUCCCAGAGCGAGAUCUCCGAGUUCCACACCAUCGUGCACACGGCCAUUGGCGAUAGCAUCAGGAGCUCUGAGAGCACGCGGCCCGCGUCGCUACGGGGAUGUCUGCUUGUGCUGAAGACGGUCGUGCAGGUGGCGCCAGAGCGCAUCGAGGCCUACUGCGCCAACCUCAUGAAGCUCCUCAGCAAACUUGCCAAGGAUCACCUCCACACCACUGUCCCCGGCACGCCCGGCUUCGAGAUGCUUGUCCGGAUCCUGAUCGCCAUCCUCGAAGUUUGCCAUAUUGCAGUCGUUCACCUCGGCGAUCAGCGCAAGUGGCUGCUGAGCACCCUCGUCGUACUUGUCGACAAAUCGAAGAGCAUCCACCUCUGUCGUUACCUGCUCGAUAUUGGGCGGGACUGGGCGAUGAACAAACGGGACGCAUACCCGACGAUGAAGGAGAAGGCAAGCUUGUUGCAGAAGAUGGUGCAAUAUGAAGUUCGCGGCGAACGAGGCGAAGUGGUAUACAACAACUACCUCGAGCUCAUCUACGAGAUCUACACCGACACGUCCCUCCGUCGCAGCGACCUCACGACGCGGUUGGAACACCCCUUCCUUCUCGGAUGCCGCGCUGUUGAUCACACUAUCCGCGAACGCUUCAUUGACCUGUUGGACAACAGUGUGCCUCGCUCGCUCUACAGCAGACUUGUCUUCAUCUUGGGUGUGCAAAGCUGGGAGCAUCUGGCCGACCACAACUGGAUCUAUCUGGCGCUCCACCUACUACUGGGAUCCGUCGAAGGUGACCUCACGGUCUCUCCAGACCGACGGGGCACAUUCGAGUCUGGGUGGUCCACUCCGCCGUUCCCGCUUUCCCGGGCGUCUGCCUUCAUCAAGCCGAUGCAGCGUCUACUCUUCGUGGACAAGCAGGUUGCUCACGACGUAUGGGUCUCGGUUUUCCCUGCAGCAUGGGCCUGUCUUACGAGACGGGAGCAAGCCGACAUCACUCAUCAUAUGAUCACCCUCCUCAGCAAGGACUACCACAUCCGACAGGCGGAGAUGAGGCCCAAUGUGAUCAUGACCCUCCUCGCCGGCAUUCAAGCCUGUUCCUCUCCGAUGACGCUACCACCCCAUCUCGUCAAGUAUCUCGCGAAGACCUUUGGCGCUUGGCAUAUCGCUACCGAGAUGCUCGAGUGCUCGUUGACGUACGUUCGGGAGGACGAGAUCGUCGUCCGGGACACGAUCUACGACUCCCUGGCGGAGCUAUACGCCGAACUGGCGGAGGAGGACGUCUUCUAUGGGCUCUGGCGCCGUCGCGCCCUAUACGCUGAGACCAAUGCCGGCAUCGCAUUCGAGCAAGCUGGCAUGUGGGAGCAAGCGUCCAACGUGUACGAGAUGGCGCAAACUCGUACCAGAGCUGGUGCCUUGCCGUUCUCGGAGUCCGAGUUCUGCCUUUGGGAAGAUCACUGGAUCCUCUCCGCUGAGAAGCUUCAACAUUGGGACAUCUUGUUCGAGCUCGGGAAGCAGGACCAGAACGUCGACCUGAUUCUGGAGAGCGCCUGGCGGACUAAGGACUGGGUCGACAACCGGGAGCAGAUGGACAACUAUGUCAAGGAACUGCGGGACGUGGCUACCCCCCGGCGACGCGUCUUCGAAGCCUUCAUUGGCUUGCUCAAGAUGCAGACUACGCCGGACAAGAACACGGACUACACGAAGAUCCUCGACGAGGCGAUGCAACUAGCGCUACGCAAAUGGGUCAACCUUCCUCACCAGUUCUCCACCGCACACAUCCCUCUGUUGCAGCACUUCCAGCAGAUCGUCGAGUUACAGGAAGCAAUUCAGAUUUUCGCGUCGCUCGCGGUCACAACGGCUCAGAACUUGGAGAAGAAGUCCUCAGAUCUCAAGAUGCUCUUGCAGGCCUGGCGCGAACGUCUACCCAACAUCUGCGAUGACAUCACCAUCUGGAGCGACCUCGUCGCCUGGAGGCAGAACGUUUUCAACGCGAUCAACAAAGCUUACAUCCCGCUCAUUGCGCCUGCGAACCAAGGGAGUGGCGCUAAUGCGGGGAGCACGAACACCUUCGGGUACCGCGGCUACCACGAGACGGCUUGGAUCAUCAACCGUUUCGCACACGUCGCGCGGAAGCACGAGCUACUCGACGUCUGCUUCACCUCCCUCAAUCGCAUCUACACUCUGCCCAACAUCGAGAUUUCCGAGGCCUUCCUGAAGCUCCGCGAACAAGCUCGAUGCCACUAUCAGAAGCCGGGAGAUCUGCAGGCGGGCUUGGAGGUUAUCAACAACACGAACCUCAUGUACUUCUCCAACACCCAGAAGGCGGAGUUCUACACGCUCAAGGGCAUGUUCCACGCGAAGCUGGGCCGGAACGACGAUGCCAACAACGCAUUUGGGCAGGCCGUUCAACUUGAUAUGUUCCAAGCCAAGGCAUGGGCGGCCUGGGGCAAGUACAACGACAAGAUGUUCAAGGAGAUUCCGACGGAUAUGUCCUAUGCAUCGAACGCCGUCAGCUGUUACCUUCAGGCCGCAGGACUGUACAAGAACAGGAAGAGUCGGCCCUUGCUUACCCGCGUCCUCUGGUUGCUCAGCGUCGACGACAAUAGCCUUUUGAUCUCCCAAGCUUUCGACCGCUACAAGGGCGACGCUGCGUUCUGGUACUGGAUCACAUUGAUCCCCCAGCUGUGCUUAUCGGUCUCCCAACGAGAGGCGAAGCAAGCUCGCUACAUCUUGCUCAAUUUGGCAAAGCUCUACCCCCAGGCCCUCUUCUUCCCUCUCCGUACUACGAAGGAAGAUAUGAACAUGGUGAAGCGGCAAGCGAGCCAGGCUGCACAGGCUGCUGCCGUUGCUGCAGCUCGAGCAAAUCCGCCGCAAUCCGCAGAAGGCGGUGUCAAGGUCAAUGGCGGCAGGGAUGACGGCAAUGUCAACGGCCAAGGGUCUUCCGGACCUCCCAGGCCCCUACCUGCCGAGCUCAACAUACCUGCCGCUACCCGUCAAUCUUGGGAGCUCAUAGACGAGAUCGUCCAAAUCCUCAAGACGGCCUUCCCCUUGCUUAUCCUCACCCUGGAAACCGUGGUCGAACAGAUUGCGCAGCGCUUCAAGGCGUCCUCGGAAGAAGAGAUAUACCGACUGACCUGCAUGCUACUUCAGGAUGCGAUGCAGCAAUAUAUAAUUCGGAUGUCUGCCGAAGACGACGGGCAGCUCACCCCGACGACUGUCACAACGCUGUCUCGUCUGGCCAUCAACCUGUCCGGGUCUGCUCGCAGGGACUAUGAGGAGGACUUCAUCAAGAGCAAACCAAGUUUGCAAGAGUACAUCCGUAAACUUCAGCAAUGGCGGGAUAAGUAUGAACGCCUGCUCGAUGCUCGCCCACGAGUGCAGUCUCUGGACAACCUCACCCAUUACUUGAUCGAGUUCCAGUACACGAAGUUCGACGAGGUAGAGGUACCGGGACAAUACACUGAGGACAAGGACACGAACCAGAACUUCGUCCGCAUUCGCAGGUUCGGCCCUCGAUACGAGAAUUGCCGGUCGCACGGGUAUUGUUGGCGACGACUAACAAUCAAGGGUCAUGACGGUUCCUCCACCUCGUUCGCUGUGCAGCUUCCAUCUGGACGUCAUUGUCGUCGAGAGGAAAGAACGAUGCAAAUCUUCCGCAUCUUGAACAGCACCCUAAGUCGCAAGAAGGAAACCCGCAAGCGCAAUCUCCACUUCCAUCUCCCGGCCGCUGUCUCUUGUGCACCUAACCUCCGGCUUCUACAAAACGACUCGUCAUACAUCACCCUCGGCGACAUCUACGACAAGCAUUGCGAGGAUUCCGGGAUGGCAAGAGAAGAACCAGUGCUGAUGAGCGGCGAGAAGGUGAAGGUUGCCAUGCGCGAGUACAAGCAAAGAAAUGAGAGACAACCACCCACCAAAGGAGAAUUCUACAUCCUGAAGAAGGACCUUCUCGAUGAUGUAGUGGCGAAGACAUGCUCGGAAGACGUCCUCACACGUUACAUGAUGCGAACGAUGGACGGCCCUAGCGAGCUCUGGCGCAUGCGCAAGGAGUUCGCGCUGCAGUUGUCGUCGGUCAGCUUCAUGACGUACCUCCUUUGCCUCGGUAGCCGCCUUCCUUCUCGAUUCCACUGGUCGAGGUCCACGGGCCAGAUUGCCAUGAGCGAGAUCCUCCCAGGCCUCGCCUCUCAGGUCCCACAGUUCCACUCCCCCGACGCAGUGCCUUUCCGGUUCACGCCGAACCUGCAGCACUUGCUUGGCCCCAUCAUGACGGAGGGCAUCCUCGCGGCCGGCAUCAUGUCGAUAGGCCGCUGCCUCACAGAACCUGAGAACGACCUCGAGCAUCAGCUAUGUCUCUUCUCACGCGACGAAGUCAUGACUUGGCUGCACCAGCACCACCGCGGCAAGGUUCCUCAGAUCGACCUCACCUUCCGUAGCCAGGUCGCCCAGAACAUUGAUAGCGUCGUGAAGCGCGCGGAGACGAUGGCCUGCAAGCUCGAGCGCGAGCAGGCCCUGGCGCAGACUGCACAGACCAUCAGCACGAUCCCGGCUGUUCAGACUGUGGCCAGCCUCAUCUCUACCGCGACAAAUCCGAUCAACCUCGUGAAGAUGACGGAGAUGUUCGUGCCCUGGUUCUGAACGGUGAUCUAUCCUCGCAUCUUGCUCUCGCGCGCAUUCGUAUGUUGUACUCGUAGAACGGUGGACUGUAUACCAUGUAUCACAUAAUGCAUAUCUCUCUUGGUCUCUACAUAUGGUUACAUGCGAUGGAAUCCCUCAGUCUGUCGGAAGGCGUUGAUCUCGCGCUCACUAGAGAUCAACAUCUCUUCCGCCAUGUUGUAGAUCUCCGAGCCCGGUCGGUUAUACAUCAUUGCGUUGGCGAACAUCAGGUAUAUAUCGCGCUGGAACUCGAGCGAGUUCGCGAUCAGCCCGUCCUUCACCCUAGACUUGAUCGUCUUCAGGUCCAUAGGCCGCUUCACGAUGUCGUGGUAGUCGGGAGCCUCGGACUUCUUGAUCGGAUUGUGGAAGAUGUUGCCGUAGCGGUGAGCGGAUAUUUGGGAGUGCAGCAUGCCAAUGACGUUCUGAAACCGUUUCGAAACGACGGGGGCAUCUGAGCCGCCAGAGCGCUGAUUCCGGCGUGUCCUUGGGGCGCCGUCGUCCUCGUCUGCGGGUUCCGAGUCUUCCCUGGGCCGUUUGUGCUCUCGUUGCUCAUCGAGCAUCGAUGUAUCACCAUCCGUUGCCUUCCGCUUGCCUUCGCUUCGGGACGAAUACGCCAUCUCCUGCGUCAUGCUUAUCGGUACCUCUGGCGACUCGGGUUCUUGCGAGGCAUCUUCUCCGGAUGGCAGCUCUGGAGGCUGUGGUGUGCCUCGCUCUGCUGCGUCAAGUUCCAUCUCAUCGUCGUGUUCUUCAGGUGAUUUCGCAGGCGUGGGAGGGAGCUCCUCUCCUUGUGAGGUGUCAGGAGGCUUCUCAGCGGCGAAGUUGCCUAUGAGUUCGUCGACGGCUUCGUUGUCGGAGCCUUCCUCCGGCUUUUCCUCGAUUUCAGGCGUGGGCUCAGUCUCAGCGGUGUCCUGUUGUUCCACCUCCGGCUCAGGGGGGGCGUCUUCCGGUUCCUGAUCCGCCGGUACGUCUUCCGAUGCAAUAAGUUCGGAGGCUGCAGGGUGCUCUUCAACCGCUUCUGCAGCAUUGUCGGCCUCUACCACAUCCAGUUGCGCUUCACUGACGUCCAUCUCGGGUUCCUCGUUCGCAAUCCCUACAGAGACGCGUAUCUUGUCAUCCCACGCACCGCUCCGAAUCUCGUCGAUUUCUGUGACAAGUUUCUUGAACUUCGUCUCCUCUGCGGCUAUGAGCUCCCUGAGCUCCUUGACGCGUGCUACAUAGUAACGCUGCGCUAACUUGAGAUGUUUCUCUGAUCGUGGGCCGACGUCUGUUUCUUACCAUUCUAGCUCGGCCUCCUCCAUGAGGCGUUUAUGGAGAACAGGACACGAUUGGGGCGUGAAUGUGUCCUUCGGCUGAGAGAUGAGAGGAUGGUUGGAGAGCAGCUUCGCCACCUCGGGCCAUGCACGCGUGCCGAAUUCAUGGACAGCUUGUGCGAAGAUGAGGCGUUCGACGUUGCUCAGGUUCGACACAUCCAGCUCGGGCGUAGACGUGGAUUUGCGCGAGC